GGUUACGUCGCCCAGCAGAGUUAAGCAUCUGCCGCCACCGUCUGACACGCUGGGCCCCCGGGCUUGCACCGCCCCCCUGCGCUCGCUAGGGGAGCUGGCCCCGCGGUGCCUCCGACCGGGCUGCGUCGUGGCUCCGUGAGCGCGGUCGGGCAGCAGUCGUCGCCACUGUGCGUCGCUGAGCAUGUUGCAGCAGCAGCCUCUCACGGGCAACGGGCCCUCCAGCGGCCGGGGACUCGGCAUGAGCGGCCACCCCGGGAUGCACGCGCUCAACUCGGUCCAUCAACCCUCCCAACACCGGUCCGACGGAGGGGACUCGGGCCUCGAGGGCACGGAGAACGGACAUGAAACCCGCAGAGAUAUCGGCGACAUACUGCAGCAAAUAAUGACCAUCACCGACCAAAGUUUAGACGAGGCACAAGCAAAGAAACAUGCCCUGAACUGUCACCGAAUGAAACCCGCAUUGUUCAGCGUUUUGUGCGAGAUCAAGGAGAAAACGGGCCUGUCAAUGAGGAACGCGCAGGAGGAGGAACCUCAGGACCCUCAGCUGGUGCGCCUGGACAACAUGCUGCUGGCGGAGGGAGUGGCUGGGCCGGAAAAGGGUGGUGGGGCUGCCGCUGCCGUGUCUGCUGCUACGAGCUCUGGAGGGAUGUCACCUGACAGCUCGCUCGAGCACUCCGACUACAAAAGCAAGUUGAGCCAGAUUCGCAGUAUCUACCACACUGAGCUGGAGAAGUAUGAGCAGGCAUGCACUGAGUUCACCACCCAUGUGAUGAACCUUUUGAGGGAGCAGUCACGUACACGACCUGUGACCCCGCGGGAGAUUGAGCGCAUGGUCGCCAUCAUCCACCGCAAGUUCAGCUCGAUCCAGACUCAGCUGAAGCAGAGCACUUGCGAGGCAGUCAUGAUCUUAAGGUCCCGCUUCCUUGAUGCCAGACGCAAGAGGCGUAACUUCAGCAAACAGGCAACAGAGGUCCUGAACGAGUAUUUCUACUCCCACCUGUCCAACCCUUAUCCCAGUGAAGAAGCCAAAGAGGAACUUGCCAAGCAGUGUGGAAUCACUGUCUCUCAGGUCUCAAAUUGGUUUGGCAACAAGAGAAUCCGCUACAAGAAGAACAUUGGUAAGUUCCAGGAGGAGGCCAAUCUGUAUGCCAUGAAGACAGCCUUGGGUGCCAGACAGGGCGACGACUCCCCGCACACCCCCAACUCCACAGGGUCUGGUUCCUUUUCACUGUCUGGGUCAGCUGACCUUUUCCUCGGGGUUCCACCUGUGAACGGUGAGCAGUCAAGCUACCAAAUGGGAGUGCAGGCGAACGGGAACUGGCAGAGCCGAAACUCGCCCCCAUCCGGCACCUCUCCUCAUAGCGACCACUCUGAAAACUCUGACUGAUGUCCCCCACCCUCUGGCACAGAUGCGACGGAAAGAUUGAGGAUGGAACAGACAGAAAAGAAUGAUAUCACACUUCCCACUUGGCUGCAGUUGUGUUUUUGUUUUGUAUGUCGUUUGGUUUGGUUAUUUGUACAUGCUUUUCUUUUCUCACCGCUCAGCUUUGUUCAUGAUUAUUAUUGUAUUGUUCAGCUGAGUGCGCAGGUGGUAGAGUGAAAGCGUGGCGUGCAUGCGAGUGCGACUUUAUUAACGGGGUUGUAGGGUUUUGUUUUCCCAUUACUUUCUGACAUGUUACUGAGGUGUGUUUGUGGUUGGGAUGGGAAGGGGGAGGAAUGGAACCGCAUUAUCAUUGUUUUUAGCACACUAUAUCAUUAUUAUUAUUAAUAUUAUUGCUGUUUUACUAUUAGUGCUACAACUAUUUUCGUUUUAACAGCUCAGAAAGAGAGAAUGCAUUUAGUGAAUGAGAGGGCAAUAGAGAAAAAUCCAAAGAAUUUGUGUGUUUGUUUCUCUGUAUUUUUUUGUUUUGUUUUUUCUACCGGGCUUAUUUGUCCCUGUAAGAUGAACGAGUGUUUGAGUCCAUAUUAACGGUUUGAGUGAGUAUAUCAACAGUGCUGUCUUUUUUCUGUACAGUGAAACACCUGUAUUCUCUCUACCUCUUUUACAAUAAAGAUUCUGUAUUCACAUCCA
Molecule: messenger RNA, 2071 nt
Organism: Betta splendens (Siamese fighting fish)
Lineage: Eukaryota; Metazoa; Chordata; Actinopteri; Anabantiformes; Osphronemidae
Gene: pbx2
Product: pre-B-cell leukemia homeobox 2
Exons: 8
Coding region: 182-1387 (401 amino acids)
Biological process (GO): brain development; eye development; neuron development
Cellular component (GO): nucleus
Molecular function (GO): DNA-binding transcription factor activity, RNA polymerase II-specific; RNA polymerase II cis-regulatory region sequence-specific DNA binding
Source: RefSeq, a predicted model, not a curated record